AUGUUUUGGAUGUGGAAAAAGAUGUGUAUGGACCUAGAGAAGCAGCUGGGGGUCCGCUCCAGGUCUAACACGGUAGUGAUGAUGGAUGGUAGGAAGCACCAGUGUGAUAUCGUUUGGGAGAAAAUCGGAGCCUCUAAGGAAGCGAAGACGUGGAAGGGCUCGG
Molecule: messenger RNA, 163 nt
Organism: Perkinsus marinus ATCC 50983
Lineage: Eukaryota; Perkinsozoa; Perkinsida; Perkinsidae
Exons: 1
Source: RefSeq, a predicted model, not a curated record